Messenger RNA from Oryzias latipes (Japanese medaka), 1879 nucleotides. It is a transcript of the gene foxe1, whose product is annotated as forkhead box E1. NCBI's taxonomy places the organism in Eukaryota, Metazoa, Chordata, Actinopteri, Beloniformes, Adrianichthyidae. The record is from RefSeq and is a predicted model, not a curated record. Gene Ontology annotation, biological process: anatomical structure morphogenesis; regulation of transcription by RNA polymerase II; cell differentiation. Gene Ontology annotation, molecular function: DNA-binding transcription factor activity, RNA polymerase II-specific; RNA polymerase II cis-regulatory region sequence-specific DNA binding.
GCAGGUAAUACUCUCUUCAGGUAACUGGGUGACUCACUGGCUCUCACACCUUCAGCACUGCAAAUGGUGCGUUCACAGCUCAACUCUUCAACCUAAGCUGACAGCAAACAAUGGAACACAGCCGGAGAGGGAUCACUACUUCAUGAAACUUUAGUCUGAAAAGCUGAAUUGCUUCUCCUGCAUUUUCAAGAAGAUUUUCUGGACUCAAAGACUUUCACUUUAGAUAAAGGAGCGCUGAAGGAACUAUUGGUGCCAUAAAUUUAAGUUUCUCUCUUCUGAGGACACUUUUGUUCAUCUGUCCAAGAUGCCAGUUGUCAAGGUUGAAAAGGACUCUCAAUCAGAUGCUGUUUUGCCGACCUCUGACCCUCCACCGCAGACAGAGGAGCAACCGAGAGGCCGAAGGAGGAAGAGACCCCUCCAACGAGGAAAACCCCCCUACAGCUACAUCGCUCUCAUUUCCAUGGCUAUAGCCAAUUCCCCCGAUCGCAAGCUGACACUAGGAGGCAUCUAUAAAUUCAUCACAGAGCGAUUCCCCUUCUACAGAGACAAUUCGAAGAAGUGGCAAAACUCCAUCCGCCACAACCUGACGCUCAACGAUUGCUUCAUCAAGAUCCCCCGUGAGCCAGGACGGCCUGGAAAGGGCAACUACUGGGCCCUGGACCCAAAUGCAGAGGACAUGUUUGAGAGCGGCAGCUUUCUGCGGCGCAGGAAGAGGUUUAAGCGCUGCGACCUCAGCACCUAUGCCUCAUACGUCCACGACACGCCGGUUUUCUCUCCCGUCCAGAUCCCCAGGUCAGCUGCAUACUCCAACCCGGUCUACCCAAACAUGACUGUCAGCCCCACCUACGGGCAGCAGCUGCCCUCUGCCUAUUACCCCUCUCCAUCCCCGCCUGGGUUUGCUCACAGUCAGACCCGCAUGUUCAGCAUCAACAACAUCAUAGGACACCCUUCUGCAGCCAGCAUGCUGGCCAACCAAGGGGUAGACGGCAUGCAGCAGCCCAGUCGGACCUUCAGUCCAGAGGGACUCAUGAACGGGUCAACGCCCUGUGGCUUAGGAGCUCCCAGCUAUCAAGGUCAGUCAUGUGGGGGGACGGUGGCUCCCCGCUCCACGGCACACCCAGGAUUCAACUACUCUGCACCGAGCAGCCAUUCGCAUCACCACCAGAGCUCCUACGGACAGGGCUCGACACAGAGCUACCCACCAGCUGGCCGGAUCCACGCCUCAGCUCACGGCCCCGCAGAGACGAUGGACCACUAUGGCAGGGUCUCCCCAGUGCAGCUAGGCUCCUUCUCUCACUACAACAGUCCAGGGCCGAUCACCAAUACUGGGGGAUACCUAAGACACCCCACUUACACAGGGAACAUUGACCGGUUUGUUUCUGCAAUUUAAGCUACUAAGAAUGCCAGUGUGAGCUUUAGACCAUGGUGGACUUCAGAGGAUGUGAAUUGAGCCAGGCGUACCUGCAUCCAAACACCACGGAUUUCAUAAAAGCCACAAUGAUGAUGAUAAACCAACUGUGACUUCCCUGCAUGAACGCUAGAGCUCACCGUCAGGACUGAUGGCAAAUUACAGCUGAAAACAUUGAAAAUGUCUGGUUUGAAAUGUCAAAGCGCGGGGAUGCCAUUUACAUGUAAAGUAGAUGUGUGGUUGCAGGUUUUACUGUUUUUGUUGUGACUUGAAUGUGCAAGUUAAAUAUUGACGGUACUUCAGAGCUGAUAUGGCACACUGUGUGAUGUUUAUAUAAAUUAUUGUGGUCCAAACUUAACCGUAAGCAGCUUGUGUGGAGAUCACUGGUUUUAUGUUUGCCAUGAAAAAGAACAGCAUUAAAAAGGCCACUCUGUAAAUAAAAUGUUCAGGAAUAAAAAAAAAUUACAGACA